Molecule: messenger RNA, 525 nt
Organism: Schistosoma guineensis
Lineage: Eukaryota; Metazoa; Platyhelminthes; Trematoda; Strigeidida; Schistosomatidae
Source: the annotation of a GenBank genome assembly
AUGCAACAACCCGGCGUAAGUAGUGUAGCUGCGAACGUAUUCAACCAAAUCGACAGGAACAGGAAGGGAGCCAUAACUGCGAAUGAAUUGCAGCAGGCAUUAUCCAACGGAUUGGGGACAUCAUUUAAUAUCAAAACGGUUGAACUGAUGAUAUGUAUGUUUGACAAAGAUAUGAAUGGCACUAUAAAUGUCUAUGAAUUCUCUCAACUAUUUGAGUACGUACAACAGUGGCAACAAUGUUUUCGAUCAUAUGACAGAGAUGGAUCCGGUACAAUCGACUGUCGAGAGUUUCAUACUGCUUUAACAAGCUUUGGUUAUCGAUUGUCUCCAGAAUUUUCACAAUUCUUAAUUAGAAAAUUCGAUAAAAAUCGCCGCGGAUCAGUAGGAUUUGAUAAUUUUAUCUUGGCAUGUGUUUGUUUAAAGAAUUUAACUGAUGUAUUUAGACCUUAUGAUUAUCAACGAAAUGGAAUGGCACAACUUAGUUAUGAACAAUUUUUAACUGCUGCAUUCAGUGUAGUUAGUUAG